UCCGGGUAGUCGGUGGGGCGGCGCUACAUACGCAGUCCAGAACGUGGUAGUCGUUGCCGAGUGUCGGUUUUUCCGGUUUUCCCCGAACAAUUCCCGCGUACUCCGCGUCCACCCCGUUGUUUUCCGAAUUCGUUUUAUUUUUAUUUUUCGGACAUUUUUUUUUGAUUUUAAUCACGCGACCGAGCGUGUAUAACAACGGUAUGUCCUCGUCGUCGACGACGGUCUCCCGCCACCGCCGCUGUCGACACCCGUCAUCGGAGCUUGAGUAAAAACUCAGUAAAAAAAAAAAAAAAACCCCAAAAAAACCGAGCGUUUUGACCGCCCCAGAGAAUAUGUCAAAGGUCUAAAAUCCGGCCACGGCCCUCGGCCACGACGACCGAUUGAUUUUGACCGUUACGGCAAUUGUAGCACGGAGAUUUGCACACACACACACAACAGCUAUAUAAGGUCAUCUGAAAACAAACUAGCUGUGAUAAGUCACCAACAUGGAAAUUCCAAAAUUGCCGGCAGACUUCAGGAAAGAUGGGUUGGCUCUCGUCUCGCGCAUGGUUAGGACGAAAGACUUGGACGACCUUCAAGGCGAAUCUACCCCGCCGGGAAGAUACGAUCCCCAUCACCAAACAAAGCUAAAGAAAUGUUUGAACACCGUCGACUUAACCUCAUUGGGAGUAGGUUCUUGUUUGGGCACCGGUAUGUACGUAGUGACCGGAUUAGUGGCCAGAAGGUUCGCCGGCCCAGCUGUUGUCUUGUCGUUCAUUAUAGCAGCGGUAGCUUCUCUGUUUUCUGGCGCUUGUUACGCCGAAUUCGGAGUCCGAGUGCCAAACACAUCCGGUUCCGCGUACAUGUACAGCUACGUGACCGUCGGAGAGUUCAUAGCGUUUCUCAUCGGCUGGAAUAUGGUCCUCGAGUACCUCAUCGGGACUUCGGCUUGUGCUUGUGCCCUAAGUGCUAGUCUGGACUCUUUGGCCAACGGGGCGAUCAGCGCGUCCGUCCAGAGCGCUGUUGGCUUUUUAGGCAAACCUGAUCUCUUGGCGGCUGGAAUCACGUUGUUAAUGAUGGUUCUAUUAGCCGCCGGUGUAAAAAAGAGCUUAAUGUUCAACCAUUUGAUGAACGCCAUCAACCUAGCAGCUUGGAUAUUUCUUAUGAGUGCCGGUCUGUUUUAUGUCAACAUCGAUAAUUGGAUUGAAAACGAUGGAUUUCUCCCGAACGGCUGGGGAGGCGUGUUCAAAGGUGCAGCGACGUGCUUUUAUGCUUUUAUAGGGUUUGACAUCAUAGCAACUACCGGAGAAGAAGCGCACAAUCCCAAAAAAUCCAUUCCUUUAGCCAUCAUGGCUAGUCUGAUAAUAAUAUUAGUCGCCUACGUUAGUUCGUCGAUAAUCCUAACUUUAAUCGUACCGUACAACAAAAUCGAUGAAAACGCUGCUUUGUUGGACAUGUUCGUACAAGUGGGCGCACCUCGGUGUCAGAUGAUAGUGGCUGCCGGAGCGAUGGCCGGUCUGUUGGUAAGCAUGUUUGGGUCCAUGUUUCCAAUGCCAAGGAUAAUCUAUUCGAUGGCACAAGACGGACUGCUGUUUAAAUCACUAAGUCAAAUUUUCCCACUGACCGGUACGCCUCUGAUAGCGACCAUCCUGUCGGGAGUGGCGUCCGCGGCAGCCGCGUUGGUCAUCAAUCUCGAUACUCUUAUCGAGAUGAUGUCCAUCGGCACGUUGUUUGCCUAUACGCUGGUAUCGACGUGUGUGUUGAUACUCAGAUAUCAACCGCAGACAUCCACAGCCAUACACUUCUUCCCCGAGUCGAUGCGGUCGCCCAUGACCGCGCCAAAGCAAAUUGUCACCAACGGACGGGUAAACUUCGUGGUCGACCAAGACGAUCAGAGGUACGCGUACGCGAACCAAGCGUUCGGCACCGGCGACGGGGGCGGCGGCGGUGUGCCGUCCAUGUUUUACCAGACACAGUUGCCGUUACCGCAGCAAAUUAUACCUUCGCAUCAGUCGCAGAGGAUAAUGGUCCGAAAAGUAACCAGGAGUUCUCCGGACUCGGACGACACGUACUUUGGAGACGAUUCGGAAGAGGGACGUGACGACCAGUACUUAGUGUCGGACAGGUGUGAGAGCAAGUUCUACGGUUCGGUUCACGGGGGAUCCACGGCUGGUUCUACGGCACCGCCCAGUGGAUUCAGCGCCGCCAGUGCAAACAUCAGCCGGUCUAUAAAGGCCGCCACUUACCUGUGCCCGGCCAUAUUCCCCUGGGUGGACACGGGCCCCGCCACCGAGGAGAGCGGUUUUAUGGUGCUCAAGUUGGUCGGGGUGUUCUACGUGCUGGUCAUUGUGUUCGACGUGCUGCUGGUGGUCAUUUCGCCGGACUCGUCGGUGGUCACCUACGUUGUGUUGUACGCGCUGCUGAUCGCCCUGUUGGCGAUUUUGGGCGCCAUAUCGCGCAAACCGCAAAACAAGCAAAUACUCGUGUUCAAGACUCCGUGGGUUCCGUUUGUGCCGGCGUUUUCCAUUGCCGUUAAUUUGUACUUGAUAUUUCAACUGAGCUCGAUGACUCUUCUGCGGAUCGUCGUAUGGGUGUCAAUAGGUUUAUUCGUAUAUUUCUAUUACGGCAUCAAGCACAGUACGUUGGAACCGGCGGUGGACGAAGACGAACGAAUAGAACUUAAGACCAAACGACCACCGGCUUCGACGCAACAGCAAGCGAAACCGCCGGCAAGUCGACCUCCGCCAAGACCGUCUCCAGUCGCCACGACCAGCGUGGACGGCAAGAGCACCACCGAACCGAAAAGGCCGACCAACCUGGGACCGCCGCCGCCGCCUGACCCGAACAAAGAUAACAGCAUGUUUGUGUCGCCGUCCGCUUUUCCCAAAUGGGACGAUUAGUUUGACUGAGAUAAAAAUAUUAUAAAAUUACACAAUGAUUACACUAAAUAUAAUAAUAUAAUAGUAUAUUUAUAUGUUGUCGUUUUGUGUGUGUCGACCACAAUUGAAACGAACGCAUGAUUUAUGUGUCAACUAUUGUAAAUAGGGAUGUAAAAAUACAAUUAUUAUUAUUAUUAUUAUACAUACUAAUUAGUAAUUUUAUUUUAUUGAUUAUUAUACGCGCCAAAAAAAAAAAAAAUAUUUAUGCUGUCCUCCUUUUCAAAAGUGCCGUAACUCGAAUUUAACAAAGUAAAAUGUUUUUUUCUCGGUGUAUUCGGUUUUUUAUCAUUUUUUUUUUUUUUUUUUGAGUUACGGAAUUUUUGCUAAGCAGGACAGUGUAUACAUACGUGUAACAAUAAUUCAGCCUACACGAUUAAGAUGUUGUAUUAUGAAAUAUAAAAGCGGAAAACGAUUAUAACAAUAUUAAAACAUGUUAUACAAACGUGAUAAUAUAGCGCGGUAGUGUGAAUUUAUAUACAUUUUUAUUGUAUUCACUUCAUUAAUAAAUUUAAACAAUACAACAGUAUUGGCGUAGCUAUAACGCGAUAAUACUUUGGAUGAAAAUAUUGUAUUGUUAACGUUUUCAAAGGAAUAUUAUUUAUUAUUAAUUGAUGAACGCGCGAAAAUCCCCUGUACGAAAUUUGUAUUCUUUUAGUUUUUUGUUCCGGUUAUCAACGCACCACCGACUCUUUUCACCGAUGUCUCCCGAGAUGUAAACUCCCCACAAUAAUAACAAUAAUAUGCGAACAUCCCUUAUCCACUCUGAGGGCUUAGAGUAAUUUCCGUUUCUGGUUUAACAACCGUUCAUUACACUCACACGCUAACGAGUAACGCCUGGACGACUUUAUUAAUGAUCAUCAACAUGGCCUCGUGUCCUAACGGUUGUGGCGAGCACACAACAGCGUGCACUUGACUUGUUCACUUGAUAUCAUCAAAAGACUUUACAGCCACCGAUCAAAGUUGCAAAAUUUGUUGAAUAUUAAAAAAAAAAAUCAUGCAUGUAUCUCAAAUUUGAUACCGAUUUCCAUUAAUCUCAUGGUUAUUUAGUUAGCAGCUGAUCGUUUCGAUUUGUAAAUUGUAUAUAUUUGUGUUAAACUAAUUUUUAAUUUGGUUUACUAUUCGUUUUUCGGUGUCGGGCUGGAGAUGUUAAACUGCUUAUAAACUUAGUUAAGUUACUUAAUUAUGACUACAACAAAAUAAUAAUAAUAUUAUGUUUGUGUUAUUGUUAUGGCAAGACUGGUUUUUCGAAUUGUAAUAUAAUAUUAUAACGUUUAAAUAUUAUUAAAUUUGUUAUGUAAUUAUAAUAAUAUUAUACUUAAAUACUAUUAAAAUAAAUAUCUCAUUAUUUACUAUUAUUAUACCUAUAUUAUUAGUCUUUAGACGAAACUAAAAAUAUACUGUACAAUUCCGUUAUCGG
This is a messenger RNA of Adelges cooleyi (spruce gall adelgid), 4335 nucleotides long. Its product is annotated as probable cationic amino acid transporter. Gene Ontology annotation, cellular component: plasma membrane. The record is from RefSeq and is a predicted model, not a curated record. Bases 486 to 2879 code for a protein of 797 amino acids. Gene Ontology annotation, molecular function: amino acid transmembrane transporter activity. Gene Ontology annotation, biological process: amino acid transport; transmembrane transport. NCBI's taxonomy places the organism in Eukaryota, Metazoa, Arthropoda, Insecta, Hemiptera, Adelgidae. The transcript has 14 exons.